UCCACUCAGUUCAUAAACUAAACUACAAAAUCGAAUAAUACGAAUAUAAUGGCUAUUGCUGAUAAACGCCAAUUGGGUACCCCCGAGGAGGCAAAGGCCCCGAAUAUGCCGCCCAACUGGAGAUUGGAGCAGCAGAAGCAAUGGUGCGAGCGUCGGAUGCGUCGUUUGUACACCGCCGAUAAGCGUGCUGCUAAGCGCCAUUCCGCGUUGCAUCUCAUGAGGGCAAUGACUGCACGGAAGCGUCAUAAGUUUUUCUCUUGGUACUCACUUGGACUACUAACUUUGGUGGCCGCCAUAAGUUUAUGCAUACCGCUAUAUCGCAAUCGCUCUGUUGUUUCCAAGUUCAAGCAGAUGUAUUCUAGUCAGUACCAAGCAAUAGUCCACAAUAAGCAGAACUACUGCGAGAGCGCUAUGCCGCUUGACGACUUGUUCGGCCACUUGCAUGCCAAUGUGAUCGGUCAGGAUGCUGCGCUAAAACAGCUGGAACAGGCCUUGGCCCAGCAGAACCACUUCCAAUCUAUAGCUUUGGUAGGUUCUUCAGGCAUUGGCAAAAGCUUGACAGUUCGCCUCCUGCGGGAACAUUUCCCGUGGCUGGAAAAUGUGCGCACUUAUGCAUGGAACGACCAAUACAACCGUCUGGAGGAGGGAAACUUUGAGACAGUUCGACGGUUGCUGGAGAAUCUGGCACACUGCGGCCGCAAUCUGCUAGUCAUCGACAACAUGGCGUCCAGCGAUGCAUCAUUCGUACCGGCUAUCAACGAGCUUGUAAUUUCUAGCGCCCCAAAUGUUACUAAAAACUCUUCCGAUGUCCAACUACUUACGAUUAUAUACGUCUUCAAUUUAAAUCGAAUGCUGCUCGAUGAACCCUACGAACACCAAUUAAAGGCGCUACAACACCUUCCAAACACCACGGUCAUCAACUACCGCACCUUUGGAUGCAGGGAAUUCAUGAAAUGUGUUAGCCACGAAGCCAAGUUGGCGCGCAUGCAAUUAGAUGAGCGUGUUACGCAAGAAAUGCUGGACACAGCCGAUGUCAAGGUUUCAGGAUGUAAAACAGUGCGCGCCAAGGUGCUCAUCUAUGGGAAGUUAAGCGACGACGUGGACAUAAAACAACCGUAGUUUUUAAUAACAAAUGAUCAAAAACAUACAAAUUAAGAAACUAAUCACAGACUGAUUCCACGAACUAACUGAUGUUUAUGCUAAGCUACAUGGAUAGAUAUGUCGCAUCACUUUGCCAUAGAAAAUUGGAAAAACAAUGCAAUUAAUGCAAUCCAAAGAAAUUGUUAGCUGAGCAAUAAGAAAUUGUAUAAUUUGCAUGUGAUAGGAAAGUCUGACUUAAUACAUAACUUAGACAAACGGAAACCGUACUCUUCACUGUAAUACUCAUAAGUCUGUUUAUAGAAGUAAAAAAUUGUAUACAAAAGACUUGUAAUUAAUUAUAAACUUCUAGACUAUUAACUAUUAUUUUUAUAUUCAGGAAUUCAUGACUACUAUGACAAAAAGACUUAAGCCCCAAAGAUGUCACAGAAAGAAAGUAUAUUGAUUUGUUACUCGUAUAAAUAUAUAUUUUUAAACCUACUCACAAUUUGAAACAAAUAAAUAAAUUUUGAAUAAUUGUA
Scaptodrosophila lebanonensis is the source of this 1619-nucleotide messenger RNA. RefSeq lists its product as uncharacterized. NCBI's taxonomy places the organism in Eukaryota, Metazoa, Arthropoda, Insecta, Diptera, Drosophilidae. The record is from RefSeq and is a predicted model, not a curated record. The coding region runs from base 49 to 1119 and encodes 356 amino acids. The transcript has 2 exons. Gene Ontology annotation, biological process: cellular response to misfolded protein. Gene Ontology annotation, molecular function: ATP binding; ATP hydrolysis activity.